CCUGCAUCUGUUGUGAUAUAUAAGUGCUCAGUUGAAUUUUGGAAAGUUAGCAAUACCAGCAAACAGUGCAAGACAAGAAAAUGCUGAACUAUUUCAAGAUAUUUUCAAGGACCUGUGGUUUCAAGCCACACCAGAAUUCAUUGGCGCAAUGCUUCAGAGCAUUGAGCUCAUCAAGCUCUAAGUACAGUCAGGGUGCUCCUGUAACUCCUGUGCCUGAGAUUACAGAGAAAUAUCCCCAUCUCAAAACCCACAAAGACAUCUAUGACUUCAGCCUAGAAAAUCCAUCAGAGUUCUGGGGUGAAAUAGCCAAGUCAUACCUCCAAUGGAUGGAGCCUUUUCACACUGUCUCAAACUGUGACCUGCCAAAUGGGAAAAUCUCCUGGUUUGAAGGUGGAAAGCUCAAUGCAUCUGUGAACUGCGUGGACCGGCACAUGCGCUCCAUCCCCGAUCAGACUGCGCUCAUCUGGGAGCGCGACGAGCCGGGCACCGAGCAGCGCAUCACCUACCGGCAGCUGUACGACCAGGUGGGCCGGCUGGCCUCCGCACUGCUCCAGCACGGCGUGCGGCGCGGAGACCGGGUGGCCAUCUACAUGCCCACCUCGCCGGCAGCCGCCGUUGCCAUGCUGGCGUGCGCGCGCAUCGGCGCCGUCCACUCGGUGGUCUUUGCCGGCUUCAGCGCGCAGGCGCUCGCCAGCCGCGUGCUCGAUGCCGGCGCGGAGACCAUCAUCACCAGCGACCAGGCAGUGCGCGGCGGCAAGGUGAUCGAACUGAAGCGCAUUGUCGAUGACGCCGUGCGGGAGUGCCCGUCUGUCAAACGGGUGUUUGUGGCUACAAGGACCGGCGCAGAGGUGCCUCGCUCCGGUAUCGACAUACCGAUGGAAGAGGCGAUGGAGGCGGCCCCCGCCGAGUGUGAGCCCGCCGCCAUGGACGCUGAGGACUUCCUCUACAUGCUGUACACCUCCGGCAGCACCGGCAAGCCCAAGGGCCUGGUGCACAGCGUCGCCGGGUACCUGCUCUACUGCAUGUUCACGCAAAAGCAAGUGUUUGACCUGCGGCCUGGCGACGUGUUCGGCUGUGUGGCCGACAUCGGCUGGAUCACCGGUCACAGUCACGUGGUGUACGGCCCGCUGGCCACCGGCGGCACGGCCAUCAUGUUCGAGAGCACGCCCGUCUACCCGGACCCAGGCCGGUACUGGGAGAUGGUGCAGCGGCUGCGUCCGACCCACUUUUACGGCGCGCCCACGGCACUGAGGCUGCUGCUCAAACACGGAGACAGCUGGGUCACAAAGUAUGAUCGCUCCUCCCUGCGCGUGCUGGGCUGUGUGGGUGAGCCGCUGAACCACGAGGCGUGGCAGUGGUACAACGAUGUGGUCGGCGACAAACGCUGCUCCGUCAUCGACACAUGGUGGCAGACCGAGACGGGCGGUGUGUGCCUGGCUCCGCGUCCGUCGGCCGAGGGUGCCGAGAUCCGGCCCGGCAUGCCGAUGCGGCCCAUGUACGGCAUCGAGCCCGUCCUACUGGACGAAAAGAACAAUGAGAUCUCUGGCGAGGACGUGAUGGGAGCGCUGUGCCUCAAACGGCCGUGGCCAGGCAUGGCGCGGACUAUCUACGGCUCCCACCAGCGCUACGUCGAGACCUACCUGAAGCCGAUGCCGGGAUACUACUUCACCGGAGACGGCGCACACAGACACCCCGGCGGCUAUUACCAGAUCACCGGCCGCAUGGAUGACGUCAUCAACGUAACCGGUCACCGGCUGGGCACCGCCGAGGUCGAGGAUGUUAUGGACGAGUACGAGCCGGUGGCCGAGACGGCUGUGGUCGGAUUUCCGCACGAGCUCAAGGGCGAGGGUCUGUACGCGUUCAUCAUCAUGAAGAACGACGUCACGGUGACUGACCAGGAGGUCAAGGACACGCUGAAGGGGCUCAUCAGGAACAACAUCGCCGGAUACGCCGUGCCCGAUCACAUGCUGAUCGUGCCCGGUCUGCCCAAGACGCGCUCCGGCAAGAUUAUGCGGCGAAUUCUGCGCAAGAUCGCGGCCAACCAGCCGGACGACCUGGGCGACAUCUCGACGCUGCAGGACCCCUCGAUUGUGGAGCAGAUCGUCCAGCUGCACCGCCAGCAGGUUCAGUAGUAUCGCAACAUCAGGCGGCGCCAGGAUAGGAGGGGAAGAAGUGCGACCAUAGGUCCCACUGGGUCGCCAAGUAGGGGGCUUUCCAGUGGCCCGCCAACGCAGAUGAGUCUGAGAUCAUUCCAGUUUGGUCGAUGUGCUAGGAAUCGAGCUGUAUGAAUUGUGUAUAGUCCGGAAAGGGUACAGAGGUGGUGUAAGUAGAUGCUAUGCGUAAUGCGUAGUACAGCUGGGAAGGGUGAGUGUGCGCCAGUGUCUUAGCCAGGGACCAAGGUGUAUGCAUGGCGCCAUGUGCUGUCCGUUUCUAGGUGUUGUGUGAGUUUUAGCAUCAGUCAAUUGUGUCGCACUACGAGUGUUUUACAGGUUCUAUUACUUAGCACAGAGACAAUAUUGGUUAUGGAUAGUGUUUGUACCGCUUCAUAUGUAUACUAUGCAGCAUGCGGUACUGCUUCCACGUCCAGUCAAUAUUUGCGCCGCCCAAAUAUUCGUCCAAUGCCUUCUCAUGUCCUGCCGUCCCGACUUCUUCAGACGCCGGCUGGUACCUGCUCGAAAGGACCAAACUCUUUGGUCACCUUGCCAGUAGAGGCGUGGACCACAUUUCAACUCACAGUACAAACAUUGCACGCCCAUGUACAAAUCAGCAUCCAGUUGUCUUCCAUGGGGGUCAUAUUCAGCCCUGAACUCAAAGUCUCUAAGUCCGGGCGGGAGGUUCAUAUUGUUCGUCAAACGAAAUGGUUCAAAUGGUCGGAAAUAGUCAAAGCUGGUCCAACUCUGAGUUGGGCUCGUGAGGCUAGGUCAGCCUCAGCUGUUUACAGCUAGGGCAGGUCAAACGAGGUCGCUGGCAGGUCACGUCCUGUUUACUAACCUGCCGACCUUCCAACGAUUCCCGCCUACCUUUGUGAUGUCGAAGAGCAGGGCCGCUCUGUCCAAUCGUUUACACAAAAUAGUGUGAAGUGAAGCGAUAAUAAUGCAGUGGUGCCAUUCCGUCGUCCAGUAGCAGUGUACGCCGUAUUUACUAAUGUCACACCACGGCCGACUGCCGAGCUCGGUUUAGACGCGUGUGUGGGGGAGGUCGUCGGAGGGUGUGAUCAUCCGUCUGACUCGAUUCGCGGACAGUGUGUCUCUGUGUGUUGGAUAGCUUCAGACUAACAGGGAUGGCCAGGUGGCCGCAUAACGUAUUUACGUGACAAUACAGUGUCUUUGCCAUAUUA
This is a messenger RNA of Amphibalanus amphitrite, 3337 nucleotides long. Its product is annotated as acetyl-coenzyme A synthetase 2-like, mitochondrial. Lineage: Eukaryota; Metazoa; Arthropoda; Thecostraca; Balanomorpha; Balanidae. The transcript is spliced from 14 exons. Gene Ontology annotation, cellular component: mitochondrion. The record is from RefSeq and is a predicted model, not a curated record. Bases 81 to 2132 code for a protein of 683 amino acids. Gene Ontology annotation, molecular function: acetyl-CoA synthetase activity; AMP binding.